AUGGUAAAUACUGCUUCGGAUCCAGAGGAAAAGGCACAGCGCCUCGCAUUAUGGAAUAUAGAUACAUUCAAAAUGAAAUCCAAUGCUAUCCUGAUCGAUGUUCCACAGGGAACCGAGGAAAUGUUUGCCACAUCGUUCACGAACGAGGAAAAUCGAAAAGUCGUCUUAAAUUUGGCUCAAAAGCUUGUUCACGCCGGUCUGUCUAAGCCCGAAGAUAUUGUUAUCUUGGUCGGAUAUGCGGCACAGUGGCGUCUCUACAUCAAGGAUCUACAGGCUACUUAG
Penicillium nucicola is the source of this 282-nucleotide messenger RNA. RefSeq lists its product as uncharacterized. The record is from RefSeq and is a predicted model, not a curated record. NCBI's taxonomy places the organism in Eukaryota, Fungi, Ascomycota, Eurotiomycetes, Eurotiales, Aspergillaceae. The transcript has a single exon. Bases 1 to 282 code for a protein of 93 amino acids.